GUCAGGAGUGAUUGUGAAAAUGGCAAAAGAGACAUGUGCCGAGGGCCUCGUUGUAAGUGGAGGGAAGGAGGGAAUCUUCAUCAAAGAAGUGAGGCCAGAGUCACCAGCCUCAAAGCUUCUUAGUGUACAUGAGGGUGAUCAGAUACUCAGUGCCACUGUGUAUUUUGACGAUGUUACAUAUGAAGAUGCUCUACAGAUAUUGGAACAUGCCCAGCCUUACAAGAUGGAGUUACUUCUGAAACGCAAACCAAUAAAGACAUCCACACUUGAGAGUGAACAAGCCCUUGAAAUCAUCCAAGUGAAAGAAGGUUCCUCUCCGGAAAUGAGGGGACAUUCAAAGACAAAAAGGCAUGGUGACCGAAUCUCUUGGCCCAAGUUCCCCUCCUUCAGCAAAAGUCAAAAGUCCCAUUUUAAGAGGUCUCACAGUACUUCAGAGGCCGAUGAUAAGAAGAAGCUGGAGCUUAGCCCUACAACAAGUGACACAGAGUCGCCAAUAAAAUCUCAGGAGGCUGUCAAGGGCAAGACAAAGAAGCAUAAGAUAAAGUUAUCAAGCAUGAAGAUGAAGGGCCGCAAGAGCAUGUCUGUUGAACAGCCGGACCAGGACAUAGACAUACUAACUGUAGAACGUGUAGAGGGUAUGGAAAACCAACAGAGUCAAGAUGACAUACACUCACCAGAUGGUCUAGAGAGCGCAUCAGUAGAUAUAUCUGAAGUAUAUGUGUUAGAAUCAGAAUCUGAAAAAAUUGAACACACCAAGAUAAGAAAUGAAUGCAUUAUUCCAGACCUGGCAGCCUCUGAAACUAAAAAACACAAGGUAGAACUCAUUAGUCUGGACAAAACUUUGAAAACCACAGACAUAACAGUUGCUCUUGCUGAUCAAGAAAGUCCCUCAACCAAGAAAUCUCCAGAGGGAAAGACAAAGAAGAAAGAGAAUAAAGAGAGGUCAGAACUAAAGUUUACAUUCAAGGGAAAUGAGAAAAAAGACAAACACAAGCAAAACACACCAGUAAAAGUAUCACUAAAAAACCUGAAGACACCAAGAACAGAUAUGAUAACAUCUGAUCUGUCUGCACAUGACAAUACAUUGCUGAGCCCAACUGUAGUAUCACAUACUGAGCUGGAGGAGUGUCAACUCCCAAUUGAUAUCAACACUCAAGUAAUCAUCAAUGAGAGUUCAGGGAAAACCCUACCCUCCACUGAUAAGGAAAUGAGCAUGCCAAAAGUAGACAUCUGCCUUGACAUGUCAGAUAGAGGAUUUAUCAGGAAAUCCCCUCAGAUUGGACAAGAUCAACACUUGAAAGAAACAUAUGUUAAAACUGAUGUGAAUGCACAGGAAAUUAGCAUACAUGCUAAGGUCAUCAGUAUUACAAUGGAACCAGACUCGCAGAUGGAAAUACAAGCUUCAAAGUUACCUACAGAGAGAAGCAUUGAUGAUGUUUUAGCACAAAUUGGUACAAGAUCUGCUCCCAAAUUCAAACUGCAGAGGGUGGACCCUGCUGACUUUGUUACUGACAAACCCAUAAAAAUGACAGAUGUGAAGAUUGUAGAAAAGGACGUGAAAGGCCUUACAGUUGAGGAUAAGGGGUUAAAGAUACUUCCAAGCCGUGAGGAUAUUGAGAUCCCAGGCAUAGAAGAUGCAUCAUUAACUAGCACCAAGGCCCCAGUGAUAAAACAGCCUAAAACAGCAUUCACUCUUCCUGUUGAAGAAAUCCAGGCGCAGACUGUACAGAUGGUUAUAGACGUUGAUAGAGUUAAAGAGGCUGUCUCCAAAUUGCCAGGGUUCAAGCUGCCGAAGGGUGACAUUGCAGGCCUGCCUGCUCAUCAACAAAUCACAAUGACAGACGUGAAUGCAGAAAGAGUAGAUGUGACAGUAGAUGCCACCCUGUCUAAAAUCACAGACCUAAAGGCACAGUUGGACACGUAUGUCAAAAAGACUGACAUAAAUGCUUCACCAGAAAAGUUGAGCAGGAGCUCAGUUACCACAUUCAAAUUGCCAAAGACCCAACUUUUUGAUCUAGGUGCUCAUGAGCCUAUUACUAUGACAGAAAUAGACAAUACAAAAACAAAACAGGAAGCUGGAAAGACCAAUGAGGAUGAAAUCCAAAUUGAACUCCAUAAACGAGAGAACAUAGAGAAAGCUGGAAUGGAAACUACACAACAAAAAGGAACUCCCAACAAAGUGGAAAAGGAAAAAGAGACUGGUGAAAUUCUGGAGCCUAAGUUGGCAGUACCAGUACCUGAGGGGCCAACCAUCACAUCUGAGGAGAGAAAUCGUAUACCUGCCACUUACACUAAAGGAUUAGAUAAGAAGUCAAAGAAAACAAAUAUUUCAAUGCCUAGGUUUGGAAUAACACAAACGGAUAUUAGAUUCUCAGACAUUGGGAUUGGACUACCAAAAAGAGACACCUCGGUGGAAAAGAAGGAUGAGGUCAAAGAUGAAAGCAAUGCAUUGCACCUUGAAAUGAAAAUGUCAGAGGCUGAAAUUAAACUCAGCAAAGUACCAGAUUUUGAAUAUUCCACUAUCAAAACUCAUGUGACAGACCUUCAAACACCUACAAUACGAACUUUAAGCUCAGAAACAAUGCCAGAGGUACCUUCAUCUGACAUUGAAGAAGCAGUUAUGGGCAUUGAUGUCCAAUCUGUUGAUGUCGGGAGAGGAGACAUCCAAAUACCGGAUGUUGAAGCCGAAGUACCCUCCGUUGAAGUUGAAAUACCAGAAACAGUUUAUAAAGAUGUUGAUGUGAAAAUGAAAAAACGACAGAUGUCAUUCCCCAAAUUUGGAGUUAAAGCCCCAGGGAUUGAUGUUAGUGUGCUAAAACCAGACAUCUCUCUUCCCGAGGGAAACAUGGAGGUCAAAUUGCCUGAGGUGGAAAUUGAAGUUCCAAAGGAUAUCAAACUUCAUGGAACUGAAAGUCCAGAACCCAAGCUGUCAAUAUCAGGAAAAGUACAUGAAGUUGACUUUGAAAAACAGAGUGACUUUAAAAAAUCUAGUGUUAAGAUCCCAUCUAUAGAUGUGGAUGUGAAGACUAAAGGACUUGAACUGGAGGGGCAAGGAAGCAAGUUUAAACUGCCAAAUCAGGGAAUUUCAUUAACAAAAGUAAAAGGUCCUGAGAUAGAUUUAGGUGUAUCGAAGAAAGACAUAGAUGUCACUUUACCAGAGACCAACAUGGAGAUCCAACCACCUGAUGUUGAACUCAAAGUGUCUUCUGGUAAAGUUGAAAUGCCUGAGCGAGCUGCUACAGAGAUUGAUUUGAAAGUGAAAAAGCCACGGAUUUCAUUUCCAGGGCUUGGAUUUUCAAAACCUGAAGUAUGUGAGGUUGAUGUCAGUCUUCCAAAGGUGAAUAUUUCUCUUCCAGAGGGAAAAGUGGAGGUCAAAGAGCCUGAGGUGGAAAUGACAGCUCCAGAGAUUCAAGUUGAAGUGAAACAUGAUAUUGAGCUUGAGGGACAAGGAAGUAAGUUCAAACUACCCAAAUUUGGAAUAUCAAUGCCAAAUGUAAAAGGUCCUGAGAUUGAUUUAAGUUUAUCAAAGAAAGUCAUAGACGUCACUUUACCAGAGGACAAAGUGGAGGUCCAACCACCUGAUGUUGAAAUCGAAGUGCCUUCUGGUCAAGUUCAAAUGCCAGAGGGAGCUGCGACAGAGAUUGAUGUGAAAAUGAAGAAGCCCCGAAUGUCAUUUGGAUGGUUUUCAAAACCAGAAGUGAAAGCACCGGAGGUUGAUGUCAGUCUUCCAAAGGUGGGCAUUUUGCAUCCAGAAGGAAAGGUGAAGUUCAAAGAGCCAGAGGUGGAAUUUAAAGCUCCAGAGAGUCAAGUUGAAGUGGAACAUGAUAUUGAGCUUCAUGGACAAGGAAGUAUGUUCAAACUACCUAAAUUUGGAAUCUCAUUGCCGAAGGUUAAAAGUUCUGAAAUUGACUUAAGUGUGUCAAAAACAGAUGUAGAUGUCGACUUACCAGAGAGAAGAGCAGCUCUUCAACUACCCGACGUUGAAGUUGGAGUGCCCUCUGUUAAAGUUGAAAAACCAGAAGCAGUUUCUAGAGAUAUUGAUGUGAAAAUGAAAAUGCCCAGAAUGUCUUUCCCAAAAUUUGGAUUUUCAAAACCAGAAGUGAAAGCACCCGAGGUUGAUGUCAGUUUUCCAGAGGUGGAUAUUUCUCUUCCAGAGGAAAGGGUGGAGGUAACAGAGCCUGAGAUGGAAAUUGAAGCUCCAGAAAAUCAAGUUGAAAUUAAACAUGGAAUUGAGCUUAAGGGACAAGGAAGUAAGUUCAAACUACCAAAAUUUGGAAUCUCAUUGCCGAAGGUGAAAGGUCCUGAAUUUGACUUAAGUAUCUCAAAGACAGAUGUAGAUGUCAACUUACCAGAGAGAAGAGCAGUCCAACUACCUGAUGUUGAAGUUGGAGUGCCCUCUGUUAAAGUUGAAAAACCAGAAGCAGUUUCUAAAGAUAUUGAUGUAAAAAUGAAAAUGCCCAGAAUGUCUUUCCCCAAAUUUGGAUUUUCAAAACCAGAAGUUAAAGCACCCAAGAUUGAUGUCAGUCUUCCAGAGGUGGAUAUUUCUCUUCCAGAAGAAAAUGUGGAGGUCAAAGAGCCUGAGAUGGAAAUUGAAGCUCCAGAGAUUCAAAUUGAGGUGAAAGAUACCGUAGGCUCCCCCUCAAGAUUCAAAAUGCCAACUUUAAAAUUCCCUCAAUUUGGAGCAGCUGCUCCAAACAUCACAGUAGAGGUACCUGAUGUGGACAAGGACGUCAAGGUUCAUGGAUCUGAAAUUCCAGAACUCAAACUGACAAUGUCAGCAAUUAACAUUGAAAAGCCAAGUGUUGACCUUAAAGGCCCAUCUAUAGAUGUGGAUGUGAAGAGCAAAAGACUUGACAUUGUCACUUUACUAGAGGCAAGCGUGGAGGUCCAACCACCUAGCACUGAACACAACGUGCCUUCUGGUAAAGGUGAAAUUCCUGAGGGGGUUGCUACAGAAAUUGAUGUAAAAAUGAGAAAGCCACGGAUGUCAUUUGGAUGGUUUUCAAAACCAGAAGUGAAAGCACCGGAGGUUGAUGUCAGUCUUCCAAAGGGGGACAUUUCUCUUCCAGAGGUAAAGGUGGAGGUCAAAGAGUCAGAGGUGGAAAUUAAAGCUCCAGAAUUUCAAGUUGAAAUGAAACAUGGAAUUGAGCUUGAGGGACAAGGAAGUAAGUUCAAACUACCAAAAUUUGGAAUCUCAUUGCCGAAGGUUAAAGGUCCUGAAUUUGACUUAAGUAUCUCAAAGACAGAUGUAGAUGUCAACUUACCAGAGAGAAGAGCAGACCAACUAUCUGAUGUUGAAGUAGGAGUGCCCUCUGUUGAAGUUGAAAUACCAGAAGCAGUCUCUAAAGACAUUGAUGUGAAAUUGAAAAAGCCCCGAAUGUCUUUCCCCAAAUUUGGAUUUUCAAAACCAGAAGUUAAAACACCCGAGGUUGAUGUCAGUCUUCCAGAGGUGGAUAUUUCUCUUCCAGAGGAAAGGGUGGAGGUCAAAGAGCCUGAGGUGGAAAUUGAAGCUCCAGAGAUUCAAAUUGAGGUGAAAGAUACCGUAGGCUCCCCCUCAAGAUUCAAAAUGCCAACUUUAAAAUUCCCUCAAUUUGGAGCAGCUGCUCCAAACAUCACAGUAGAGGUACCUGAUGUGGACAAGGACGUCAAGGUUCAUGGAUCUGAAAUUCCAGAACUCAAACUGACAAUGUCAGCAAUUAACAUUGAAAAGCCAAGUGUUGACCUUAAAGGCCCAUCUAUAGAUGUGGAUGUGAAGAGCAAAAGACUUGACAUUGUCACUUUACCAGAGGCCAGCGUGGAGGUCCAACCACCUAGCACUGAACUCAAAGUGCCUUCUGGUAAAGGUGAAAUUCCUGAGGGAGUUACUACAGAAAUUGAUGUAAAAAUGAGAAAGCCACGGAUGUCAUUUGGAUGGUUUUCAAAAUCAGAAGUGAAAGCACCAGAGGUUGAUGUCAGUCUUCCAAAGGGGGAUAUUUCUCUUCCAGAGGUAAAGGUGGAGGUCAAAGAGUCAGAGGUGGAAAUUAAAUCUCCAGAAAUUCAAGUUGAAUUGAAACAUGGAAUUGAGCUUCAGGGACAAGGAAGUAAGUUCAAACUACCAAAAUUUGGAAUCUCAUUGCCGAAGGUGAAAGGUCCUGAAUUUGACUUAAGUAUCUCAAAGACAGAUGUAGAUGUCAACUUACCAGAGAGAAGAGCAGACCAUCUACCUGAUGUUGAAGUAGGAGUGCCCUCUGUUGAAGUUGAAAUACCAGAAGUAGUCUCUAAAGACAUUGAUGUGAAAUUGAAAAAGCCCCGAAUGUCAUUCCCCAAAUUUGGAUUUUCAAAACCAGAAGUUAAAGCACCCGAGGAUGAUGUCAGUCUUCCAGAGGUGGAUAUUUCUCUUCCAGAAGAAAAUGUGGAGGCCAAAGAGCCUGAGAUGGAAAUUGAAGCUACAGAAAUUCAAAUUGAGGUGAAAGAUACCGUAGGCUCCUCCUCAAGAUUCAAAAUGCCAACUUUAAAAUUCCCUCAAUUUGGAGCAGCUGCUCCAAACAUCACAGUAGAGGUACCUGAUGUGGACAAGGACGUCAAGGUUCAUGGAUCUGAAAUUCCAGAACUCAAACUGACAAUGUCAGCAAUUAACAUUGAAAAGCCAAGUGUUGACCUUAAAGGCCCAUCUAUAGAUUUGGAUGUGAAGAGCAAAAGACUUGACAUUGUCACUUUACCAGAGGCCAGCGUGGAGGUCCAACCACCUAGCACUGAACUCAAAGUGCCUUCUGGUAAAGGUGAAAUUCCUGAGGGAGUUACUACAGAAAUUGAUGUAAAAAUGAGAAAGCCACGAAUGUCAUUUGGAUGGUUUUCAAAACCAGAAGUGAAAGCACCGGAGGUUGAUGUCAGUCUUCCAAAGGGGGAUAUUUCUCUUCCAGAGGUAAAGGUGGAGGUCAAAGAGUCAGAGGUGGAAAUUAAAUCUCCAGAAAUUCAAGUUGAAAUGAAACAUGGAAUUGAGCUUCAGGGACAAGGAAGUAAGUUCAAACUACCAAAAUUUGGAAUCUCAUUGCCGAAGGUUAAAGGUCCUGAAUUUGACUUAAGUAUCUCAAAGACAGAUGUAGAUGUCAACUUACCAGAGAGAAGAGCAGACCAACUAUCUGAUGUUGAAGUAGGAGUGCCCUCUGUUAAAGUUGAAAUACCAGAAGCAGUUUCUAAAGAUUUUGAUGUGAAAUUGAAAAAGCCCCGAAUGUCAUUCCCCAAAUUUGGAUUUUCAAAACCAGAAGUUAAAGCACCCGAGGUUGAUGUCAGUCUUCCAGAGGUGGAUAUUUCUCUUCCAGAAGAAAAGGUGGAGGUCAAAGUACCUGAGAUGGAAAUUGAAGCUCCAGAGAUUAAAAUUGAGGUGAAAGAUACCGUAGGCUCCCCCUCAAGAUUCAAAAUGCCAACUUUAAAAUUCCCUCAAUUUGGAGCAGCUGCUCCAAACAUCACAGUAGAGGUACCUGAUGUGGACAAGGACAUCAAGGUUCAUGGAUCUGAAAUUCCAGAACUCAAACUGACAAUGUCAGCAAUUAACAUUGAAAAGCCAAGUGUUGACCUUAAAGGCCCAUCUAUAGAUGUGGAUGUGAAGAGUAAAACACUUGAAAUUGUCACUUUACCAGAGGCCAGCGUGGAGGUCCAACCACCUGGAAUUGAACUCAAAGUGUCUUCUGGUGAAGUUGAAAUGCCUGAGGGAGCUGCUACAGAAAUUGAUGUGAAAAUGAAAAAGCCACGGAUGUCAUUUGGAUGGUUUUCAAAACCAGAAGUGAAAUCACCUGAGGUUGAUGUCAGUCUUCCAGAGGUGGAUAUUUCUCUUCCAGAGGGAAAAGUGGAGGUCAAAGAGCCUGAGGUGGAAAUGACAGCUCCAGAGAUUCAAGUUGAAGUGAAACAUGAUAUUGAGCUUGAGGGACAAGGAAGUAAGUUCAAACUACCCAAAUUUGGAAUAUCAUUGCCAAAGGUAAAAGGUCCUGAGAUGGAUUUCAGUGUAUCAAAGAAAGUCAUAGAUGUCACUUUACCAGAGGACCAAGUGGAGGUCCAACCACCUGAUGUUGAUAUCGAAGUGCCUUCUGGUGAAAUUGAAAUGCCCGAUGGAGCUGCUACAGGAAUUGAUGUGAAAAUGAAAAUACCACAGAUGUCAUUUGGAUUGUUUUCCAAACCAGAAGUGAAACCACCUGAGAUUGAUGUCAUUCGUCCAAAGGUGGACAUUUCGCUUUCAGAGGGAAAUGUGGAGGUCAAAGAGCCUGAGGUGGAAAUGAAAGCUCCGGAGAGUCAAGUUGAAAUGAAACAUGAAGAUUUAUCAGUUGAUGGAAAACUAGAAACAUCAGAGAUGGGAUUCAAAAUGGCAACAUUCAAAUUCCCUAAAGUUGGCGCAACGUCAAAGGUUGUAGUCGAUGUCUCUGAUACAGAGAAGGAUAUUAAAGUGCCUGGGGUAGAAAUUAUAGAUCAACUACUUGGAGCUUCAUUACAAAUUGAUUUACCCGAACACGGGGACACAGUUGACAUUAAAGGAUCUAGAGAAGUACAGCUACAUGAUGCUGGAUCUGAAAGGCCCUCAGUUAAAGGUGGAAUGGCAAUAGCCGAAGUGUAUGUUCAUGAAGUUGAAGUUUCAAAACUGACAAUUGAUGAUAAAGGCCAUGGUUCCCCCAGCAAAGGUCAAGGCUCGCCUAGUAAAUUCAAACUUCCAACCUUUAAAAUGCCCAGAUUGAGCAUUUCAAAAUCCAAACCUGAGAAUGAACAUGAUGAUAUAAAUCCAAAUGUUAUUUUGGAGAAUUAUGAGAUUCAAGUAAAACCACAAGGACCAGAGAAAUCACCAAAGUUGACUUUGACAACAUUUGGGGAGGUAUUAAGAAGCAUUGAUGUUGAAUUUGAUGUUUCCAAAUUAGAGGAAGUGGAAAAGAAGCUCACAGGCUCAAGGGAAGAUAUAACAGCCUCAGGGAAAACCGAACUAAAUGCCCAAACCAGUGUUGAAACCCAGUCUGUGCAUAAAGAGGAAGAAGCCAGAAAAUCUAAAUUUGGGUGGGUUAAGUUUCCCACAUUUGGACUAUCUUCUCCUUCAGAAUCUGCCAAGAUUUUAGAAAAAGACACUUCUGAGAAAGGAGGAAGUGAGAAAAGCCCUGACUCUGUGGAACAGGACGCCAGCUUGACCUUUUCAGUACACUCAUCGGAUGCUUUUGCAGAUAUUAGUUCAACAGUCACAAGCGAACAAUUUGGUCCACCAUUGGCCUUUCCAACCAAAGUCACAGUGAAAUAUUCUGACCCUAUUGCCACUGAGGUACAGGGUGAUGUCAUCACCUCCACAGCAAGGACAGAAUUGAUUGCCUUUGAACCCUACUUGGCAGAUAAAGUCACCAUUCCAAUGUCCUCCGGAGUUUCCUCCUCAUCAGUGGACACCCUAAAAUUGGAGUCUGGUACACAUGUCAGCACAUCCAAUAUACAAGCAAUACCAGACACACAGAAAGCCACGCUCUUAACAGAUUUUGGAUUGCAGACAGGGACCGCCGGAGUUUCUUCUGCAUCUUGGUCAGUGGACGACACCAACAAAACACAGAGUGAUGGGCAAACAGUUAUUGAGAGGCAUGUAGUUAGGGAAAUGUCAGGCACUGACAAGGAAACGGUUUUCAUAACCCAAAAAAUUACACAUGUGUUUGUGGCUGAGCCCAUCUCAGAUGAAACAGCCUCAUCUAUCAAACAGAUAAAAGACACUAUGCAGUCUGAGAAAAUUAAAUUUUUUGAUGGGGCUGAAUUGGAGUGACUGGGAGGAAUACAGUAUGAUAAAUCCCUCCAUUGAGGAGUAAUAUCAGUCAGAUUAUUAUUGUGCUCUUAUUAAUUGUGCUUUCAUUUAUGACCAAGUUUUAAUAUAUACAGUUCAAUGUUUUGAGUGUUUAUCUAGUACACUAUAUAAAUACACAAAUUGGCAUACAAGCCCCAUGAUACAGGUAGCGUUGUAAAAGCCAACUUUGUCAAUGUAAUUACUUCCGCUGAGACCAGGUCAAUUCCACAGUAACAGAGUGACAGCAGCUAGGUUUCCAUCCAAUUGGGAAUAUUCAAAAAUCUGCAUAAAGAAAAUCUGCAAUCAAGUUUUAAAAAUGUAAUUUUCAAAAUACAUAAAUCAUCCCCGUAUGAUGCAAUUUGCAGCAUACAGGGAUGAUUUCUAUAUUUUGAAAGUUACAUAUUUUGAAAACUUGAUUGCAGACAAGCAAAACAUUUUGGGACUAUGUCAACAAUGAACUAACGAAACAAAUACCAAAAGAUCGUUUCCGGGUGGAAUUUUUCUUUAAGUUUAUGCAUUAACUCAGAAUUAUUAAAGUUAGAAAUUAACUCCAAAUGUUUAAGGUAAAGGUUAAGGAUUUGGGACAGGCAUAAAACAAAAAUAUCAAAAACAACUUUCUUUCGCUGGAUUCGAACAUGAAACCUUUGGCAAAUACACAUCAUCUCCCAACUUCCUCAGACAUGAAUGGUCAUCCAAUACUGACAUCUAUCGGGUGACUUGUCUCUUCCAAAGUCAUAGUGGGUGGACCACACAAUAGCAUUCAGCCUGGUCUCAUAGACUAGACAUAACAUAGUAAACGCAAUUACGACAUACAAAUCAGUUUGGUAUGGUUACAUAAGACAGAAGGUUACAUAAAGCAAAAAUAAAUGUAAGGUGGCUGGUCGGGGUGGGUGUAUAACAGGAAAGUCUAGCAACCGAAAGGUUGUCUGUUUGAAUCGUAUCAUGGACAACGUUUGCAUUUGAGCUAAUUAUCAACUUUGUAACUACUUACUGCUUGUGAGCAACUUUGCUACUACUUAGCAUGAUAACUAACCCUUCCCUAACCUUAACCUUAACCCUUUAACCUAACUCCUAACCAUAACCCUUGAUCCCUAACCCCUAGUCUAGCUAACAUUAACCACCUAGCCACCUAGCUAACAUUAGCCACAACAAAUUGGAAUUCUUAACAUAUCAUACCUUUUGCAAAUUCGUAACAUAUUGUAUGAUAUGUAUCGGAUAUACAUUUACGAUGUUAGGUCUACCCCUGAGUUGCAGCAUCAUGUGACUCCAAUUGACUUCAAUAUGAUGGUUUUUAUAUACUGUAAAUAUUUGCACAUAAAAGCAUUUCCACCACCAUUUCUCGCAUAAUUAAUUUUACUGACACAAAAUGAUCCCACCUUGUCUAGCUUAUUUAGUUUUUUAGUUCUCCCCCAAAAAAUACAUUUACUGACAAAUUUGCUGUUUCCAUCAGGUCUGUUGUGAUUUUUUUUAAUCUGACAUAGGCUAAUUUCUUCGCAUAAAAUCAGAACAUUUUACAAAAAUACAUUUACUUGAAGAACAGUGCAAAUGCAAAGUUUUAUAACAGAAUGAGAGUUUGUGCCUCAUUCUGUUACCAGCAUUUUUGGUGGUUGUUUCCUUGUUUGCAGAAAUUGUAAUAGUUUGCCUAAUUUCAGUUUAUGUGACAAAACAAGCAUGUAGAGUGUAGAGAAUCAUUGUACCAUCUAAACCACUGUGAAAUAUAUUUCCAUAACUAAAAAUAGAGCAUUUUUAGCUGUUUGAAGCUGGUGUACAAAACUGGAAAUAUAAGACGCAAAAACAAAACAUAAGAACUGGAAGCAUAGAAAUAGCGCACAUAGAACAGAUCUACCACUUCUUGCUUUCAAAGAAAAGGACAGAUCUAUAACUCAUAGUUCUAUGUGAUUUGGUCCCGUUGCCCAAAAAGUUACGUAAUGCAGCUUUAAAAGUAGUCAUUGUGCAUAGAGUUGUACGGUUUGUUUAACUUUGCAAUCAUUGAUUUUGGUUUGACAUACAUUUUAAAGUAAAAUAUCUGAGUCUCAGUGUCACUCUGUUACCAUGGAAUUGUACACCACUGAGACCAUUGCUGUUUUUAGACAUCUCUGCAAAUUGUUAUGCUGUACAUAUAAUGAAGAGGAACUUGUUAAUCCACUGCCAUAUGCAUUUAUGAAUGAUCUCUGAUGUCUGCUCUUUAUUCGACAGGCAUAUAUAGAUAUAAGGUAUAAAUGAUCAUGAGUCUGAAAAAAUGAAUACGUAAUGCUAUACAUACAAACCAUGCAACAUUAAUAGAACAAAAACAGAACACAUAUAAGGAACCAUUCAAAUCUGUACACUUAAUACCAUGAAAUACAUGAUGCUAAAAUUGAAUGCUUGUAAGCACAGUAAAAAGCAGAAAAUAUAUAUUGAUGCAACUAUAUUUUGAUUAUAAUGAUGCCUAGUUUUGAUUUGCCAUAAUGUAAAACUAAUAGAUUUUGUUUUCUGAAUUUGUGCAAAGUAGAAACAUUUUAACACCUAUGUAAAUAGUUGAUUUAUUCAUUUAUAUUGCCUUAUUUUGAUUGUUGCUAUUGCCUUAUUCUGCACUGAUGUAGUCAAUUUAUUUGCAAAACUAUAAAUAAUAAAUAUUCUAAAAUAUUAAGAA
This is a messenger RNA of Oncorhynchus nerka (sockeye salmon), 12395 nucleotides long. Its product is annotated as neuroblast differentiation-associated protein AHNAK-like. Gene Ontology annotation, cellular component: nucleus; cytoplasm. Gene Ontology annotation, biological process: regulation of RNA splicing. Lineage: Eukaryota; Metazoa; Chordata; Actinopteri; Salmoniformes; Salmonidae. Gene Ontology annotation, molecular function: protein binding. The record is from RefSeq and is a predicted model, not a curated record.